AUGUUAAAAAACGGAUUUCUGUUUUUAGUCCUAGCUAAUAUUAUCCUCGGUUUACGCACAAAAAUCACCCAGACUGCUCCUGAGCUCGAAGAAAGCUCAGAAUCCGCUGAAAUUGAAGUUUCAAGCGACUCUUAUAGUACAGACACAGUAGAAAUUGGUGUAAUAAUUGACGAAGAAGCUGGAACUGUUUGCACAAAUUGCAUUACUAUAGACGAAUUUGAAGCUUUAAUAAGCGGAGAAGCAAUAGCUGACAUUAAUCAAAUAUAUGACACUGAAGAAACAGAACAGCCAUCAGAAGAGGAGACAGAGCCAGAAGAAGAAAGCACUUCUGAAUCAGAAGAAGUAGUGCCUGGUGAAGAAGAAACCAUAAGUGGAUUACCCUCUGUCGCUGAUAAUGUGUAUGCGACCUCAGACGUACCAACUGGAAUCCCAGUCGAAAAUUGUUUAAAAGAGACUUUAGCUGCUGUUUCUUGGACAAAUGAUAUUACUCAUUUGAGAGUUUAUCAUGCUCAUGAUGGGAUAAUCGAAGAAUGGUGCGAAGAUGGAUAUGGAUGGUUUUCAACAGGAUAUUUUACUAUUGGAAAGACAGUCUCAGCAAUAGCAUGGGGUGAUACUAAUAUUAGAGUUUAUGUAGGUGAUGGUAAAAAUAUUGUGGAGUACUGCUAUUCAGGAGGAAAUGGCUGGUAUAAAGGGGCUUUUGAAGUUGAAGGAGUUACUUCAUCUGUAACUGGCUGGGAAGAUGAAGGAAAUUUGAUAUUCAAGCUUUAUGUUGUAAACGCUGAAGGAGGGAUAGAAGAAUAUACUUAUGAAAACGGCUGGGGAACACUUUUCGAUAUGAGUUCACAAUAA
Messenger RNA from Blepharisma stoltei, 849 nucleotides. The record is from the annotation of a GenBank genome assembly. Lineage: Eukaryota; Ciliophora; Heterotrichea; Heterotrichida; Blepharismidae.